ACAAAAAAUUAUUUUAUUAAGUGAAUUAAUUCAUCCAAUCAAAUGUAGUUUCCAUUUUACUUUUAGUUUUAGAAGAAUUUCCGGACACAUGAUGAAUGUUGCAUUAACCCGCUCUGUAUCACGUGCUCUCGUCAUGUGCUGAUGUGCAUGCCCCGUAUCGAAGAAAGACUAGGGAUGUCAACGAGGCUUCGCGGGCAAAUCAACUUCGACUUUGACUUUGAGCAGCAACAGCAGCGUGGUAGAGCAGUGGCGCAGCCGUGGCGCAACCAUGGCAGAGCAGUGGCAAGACAGUGGCACAGCCGUGGUGGGGCAGUGGUGCAGCCGUGGCAGAGCAGUGGCACAGCAGCAGCAGCAUCAACAGCAGUGGUGCAGACGGAUUUGGUUCGGCAACAACAGUCCAUGGUUCGGCAACAACAGUCCAGACUCCAGUUCCAAGCAGAAGGGUGAGAUGUGAAAUAGAAAAGGAAAGAAGGGUGGCAAUGAAGGGAUUGAGGGAUUUAGGGUUUGAGAUUUGUGGGGAGGGCCAAAAGGGAAGGUGGAAGAUGACUUAAGUGAAAGUGAGUGUGUGUGAGUGAGAGUCAAAGGGUGAGAGGCAGGGGCAGUCACUACAGAAAUGGAGAAACAAAUAAGGUUGCCUAGGGUUA
Messenger RNA from Rubroshorea leprosula, 644 nucleotides. The record is from the annotation of a GenBank genome assembly. NCBI's taxonomy places the organism in Eukaryota, Viridiplantae, Streptophyta, Magnoliopsida, Malvales, Dipterocarpaceae.